Messenger RNA from Mastomys coucha (southern multimammate mouse), 7389 nucleotides. It is a transcript of the gene Plag1, whose product is annotated as PLAG1 zinc finger. Bases 1007 to 2506 code for a protein of 499 amino acids. The transcript has 4 exons. Gene Ontology annotation, molecular function: DNA-binding transcription activator activity, RNA polymerase II-specific. The record is from RefSeq and is a predicted model, not a curated record. NCBI's taxonomy places the organism in Eukaryota, Metazoa, Chordata, Mammalia, Rodentia, Muridae.
AUAAUUCCAAACAACUCUUGACAUCCUGUGUCUUUGGAGAAAUGAACAGUUCUUUGAAAUUAUUUGGCAACUAAUAAAAAAUUCAUAGUAAGGUAAAAUUUAGAGAAAUUAAUUGUAAUUUGGGAGUUCUGUUUUAAGAUAAACUAAAUUAAUGUGAUGGCUUUAUUUAAAAUUUUAUAUGUGACUAUAAGAUAGAUAUACAGUGGAGGCAAUUUGUAGACAGCUUUAUUUAUGCAUUGUUUGAAAUAUUUAGUUUCUAAAGUAUUUCUGUUGUAAAAUGCCACUGUACAAAUUAGCAGAAAUAGAUUUUUAUGAAUACACAAAUCUAUUAUUUGCUUGUCAGCUUUAGUUUUAGAUUUAAUUUUGCUUAAAUCAUCCAUUCAGAAUUGCUAAUUAUGUUAAUGGUUAAUUAAAAUAUUUCAAAAUUAGUCUUGGAAACUUUCUUUUAAACUUUCUUUUUAAGUUCUUUCUUUUUGGAGAUUUUAUUUGGAAGUUCUCAUAGAAAACUAACACAGAACCUUCUUCUGUUCUUUAAGUGUAGUGACAGCAUUUAUCCACACACAGGUUGGUUUGCUAACAAUCUAAAUGAAGUGGGAGUCUAAGACAGAAGUCUCAUCUUGACCACACAGAUGCCAUCACAUAGCUCAGAAUCUUGGGUCAUUGACUGCAGGGAUGAGAUAAAUAUGAAAAUACUCUAUUUUUAAAGUAUUUACAUUAUUCAGAUAAUAGUAUAUAAAAUGAUCUUUCAUAUUCAUAAUUACUAUACCAAAUAUUCAGUAUAUGUCCUGGGCAAAUUGACCAAAAUGGGAAGGGCUGGAUUCUGCUCUCUUCCACGAAGAGUAAAUGGGACUGGCUAAGAUCAAAGUCUGAGGCUUCCAUCACUAGUCAGUCCCUUUUUGCUUUCUUUUACGACCACAUGAAACUUGAGAAGCCACCUAAAGCUAUAUCACUUAGUGGAGUUGGGCAGUUCCCAGGUGUCCAACAAGAAGGCCUGGUUUAGGCUGCGAUGGCCACUGUCAUUCCUGGUGAUUUGUCAGAAGUAAGAGAUACCCAGAAAGCCCCUUCAGGGAAACGUAAGCGUGGUGAAAGCAAACCAAGAAAAAACUUUCCUUGCCAACUGUGUGACAAGGCCUUUAACAGUGUUGAGAAAUUAAAGGUUCACUCCUUCUCUCACACGGGAGAGAGGCCCUACAAGUGCACACACCAAGACUGCACCAAGGCCUUUGUUUCUAAGUACAAAUUACAAAGGCACAUGGCUACUCACUCUCCUGAGAAAACCCACAAGUGUAAUUAUUGUGAGAAAAUGUUUCACCGGAAAGACCAUCUGAAGAAUCAUCUCCAUACACACGACCCCAACAAAGAGACCUUUAAAUGCGAAGAGUGUGGCAAGAGCUACAACACCAAGCUUGGCUUUAAGCGACACUUGGCCUUGCAUGCUGCCACCAGUGGUGACCUCACCUGCAAGGUGUGUUUGCAGACUUUUGAGAGCACGGGUGUGCUCCUAGAGCACCUGAAAUCUCACGCAGGCAAGUCGUCUGGGGGUGUGAAAGAGAAAAAGCACCGGUGUGAACACUGCGAGCGCAGGUUCUACACCCGCAAAGACGUCCGGAGACACAUGGUGGUGCACACAGGAAGGAAGGACUUCCUCUGUCAGUACUGUGCACAGAGAUUUGGGCGAAAGGAUCACCUCACUCGACACAUGAAGAAGAGUCACAAUCAGGAGCUUCUGAAGGUCAAAACAGAACCAGUAGAUUUCCUGGACCCGUUUACCUGCAACAUGUCUGUGCCUAUCAAAGAUGAACUCCUGCCGGUCAUGUCCUUACCUUCCAGUGAACUCUUGUCAAAGCCAUUCACAAACACUUUGCAGUUAAACCUCUAUAACACUCCAUUUCAGUCUAUGCAGAGCUCUGGGUCUGCUCACCAAAUGAUAACAACUUUACCUUUAGGAAUGACAUGCCCCAUAGAUAUGGAUGCUGUUCACCCCUCUCAUCAUCUUGCUUUCAAAUGCCCAUUCAGUUCUACCUCAUACGCAAUCUCUAUUCCUGAAAAAGAACAGCCAUUAAAGGGGGAAAUUGAGAGUUACCUGAUGGAGCUACAAGGUGGUGCACCAUCUUCAUCCCAGGAUUCUCAAGCAUCGUCAUCUAAGUUAGGGUUAGAUCCUCAGAGUGGGUCCCCAGAUGAUGGUGCUGGGGACCUUUCCAUGUCAAAGAGCUCUAUCUCUAUCAGUGACCCCCUCAACACACCAGCAUUGGAUUUCUCUCAGUUGUUCAACUUCAUACCAUUAAAUGGUCCCCCUUAUAACCCACUUUCAGUGGGCAGCCUUGGGAUGAGCUAUCCCCAGGAUGAAGCGCAUUCUUCUGUUUCUCAGCUGCCUACACAAACACAGGAUCUUCAGGAUCCUGCAAACACAGUGGGUCUUGGUUCUCUGCACUCACUGUCAGCAGCUUUCACCAGCAGCCUAAGCUCAAGCACUACCCUGCCCCGUUUCCACCAGGCAUUUCAAUAGAGUCUGGCCCAAGGGAUUCAGCCGGAGGUGCUUGUGAUGCCCCGCUUGUGAUGCCCAUUUAUAUUCUAGUGCCUACUUUAACACAAUACAAAAACUUCUGCUUUUGUAUAAUAUCAGGUUUUAUGAAGCCAGUAAAUAAUAGGAACUAGCCUCUUCGAUAAGCUUUGAAAUCGUUCGUGUUUAACUACAUUUGCUAUUUCUCCUAUUUUCUUGCCAGUUGUCAUAGUCUUGGAGUUUUAUUUCAUAUAGGAGCGCCAUUAUUAUCACUAAAUUUUACAAGUCCUGUGUUCAAAUUACUGUUAGAUGUUAAAUUUUUCAUUUUUGUCUAAUAGCAAUGGGCAUUGGACAUUUUUUUUUUGCAAAUAUGCAGUACAAUGUAAAUCUUAUGAAAUGUGUGUGAAUAACUGAAGUGUUUCACAUUUUUUUACUAGCCACUAAAUGGAUUCAUAAUCAAGUGUGUUUUAAAUGAGUUAAGAAUCCAGUUUGAGGAGAGUAUAGUGGUUUCUUAAAUAGACCAUAAUUUCAGAUCAAUAUAUUUUGAAGACUGCUAUUGUCUGGCAAAAAAUAUUACAAGAAGCUUCAGUAUCUAUCGAAAAGAAAACCUAGAGAGGUCGCAGGGUGUUCUGUGUCAACACUAGCCCUCAGGCUGGUUUGCUGCAUUUCAACCAUCUUUACAUUAACAGUGUGUGGCACCGGAGUCAUCAGGAUCAGUGUAGAAGUGUUUUGUUGUAUGCCUGUCACCUUUCAUACCCCAGGAUGGCUUCAGUAUACCAGCAUUCUUACUUUGCAUGUUGGUCCACAGUUAGUCCAGAGUCUUAAAGCCAUUGUGUGACAAUAGACAGUAAAUAUGUGAAACCCAGAGUGGCAGGGCUGCCUCAAUCGUCGGGGUGAUAGACUCCUCAACAGGAAGAUGGAUAUAAAAUAUACAGCCAAACCCCAAAACUUGCCUAAAGAAUUUCCACUGUUGCCAGAGCUGAAAACUGGACUCCUUGGGUGCAGAGUAAAAGCCUAUCGCAUCACUUCUAAAGCAGUCUUGCCCCAGUGCGCUCUUGCUCAGUGCAUAUCCAUCUUUCCCUGCUGUGUUUGGAUGGAGAACUUAAAAAUUAGACACAUCAGAAAGCAACUUGAGGAGUUCCACAGUUUUACACAACCAGAAGUUGUAAGACCCCACUUUUACACAUCUCUGGGAAAUAGGAGGAAUGUUAGAAAUAAGUCGAAUCUAUAGAGGAAACAGCGGAAAAUAAAGCAAACACCAAAUGAAUCUGAGUACGCCAAGGAUGUGGCGCUCACUGAGUGAGGUAGCGGUGGGCUUCCUCUUGUCAGACAGCCACCAGGAAUGUGAUCGAUAGUUCCAUGUGUCUCUUCCUAAGGGUUAUUUGUGGCAUCAACCCUUGAGAUGUAUCUAUUAAGCACUUGUUAAUACCUUAUUUUGGGACCCCUUUUGUUGGUGCAGGGGUGUGGAGAGAUUUAUAGAAGAGUAUGUAUCUCUUUGAAGAAGAAGAAGAAGAAGAAGAAGAAGAAGAAGAAGAAGAAGAAGAAGAAGAAGAAGAAGAAGAAGAAAAAGAAGAAACUAUUUUUUAAUUUCUGAGCACUCAUUAGCCCUGUAUGGGGAAGCUCCUUCCCUUCUGUAAGGGCCAGGUAUCACUGCAUAUUGCAUUGUUUACCCAUCAUCCUAAACAUAAUUACAGAUUACUGGCUCUAAUGCAUUAUUUACAAUGCCUGGGAGUAGUUAAAUUGAGGAGAAGUGUAAACUAUCAUGUGAAUGGGCUUUCACUCUGUCAUACACACUCCUAGUGCACUUCAUAGAAUCAGAGCUGCUCUCUAGAGGGCUCAAGUUCCUGGUUCUAACCCUAGAGCAGUAGUUUUUAUACUUAUGUAUUUAAAUUUUAUUAUGAAAAAUACAUUUUAUUAAAAAGUGUUCCAAAGGCAUUAAAAUUAUAUAUGUUAAUAAGGAAAUACAUUUUUAACUCUUCGAGCUGCUCCUGAGCUGUGAGUGGGAGCACACUCACUCUGAAAGUGAGCUCUUAGCUCUGCUUCAUGACUGCUUCCUUAGUUUCUAUGAAACAGGUCACUUACCUAAUGUUGUAGUCGAAUGGUUAGUGUUCAAUAUUGCUUUAAUCACCACUUAAAAAGGAGGGGACAUUUGGUGACAGAACACAAGUAAAUAAAAAACCAAUUUUUAUGUAGAGUUCACAAGCACCACAUAUGAAAGCACUAGUUUAUUCUAUCUAAAAUUUGCUUAAGAAGUCACAUUAAUGACAUGAGACGUUGGCCUUCAUAGGCUGUAUGUAUUUCACUGCUAAUUGAAAAAAGGGAGUACCAGGAUAUAUGAAAUAAAGCAUUUUGAAAUGGGAAUGGCGCCAUAUAUGUAUAUAUAUAUAUAUAAUAAAUAUAUUUUUAUCCUAAUUCUUGCCCUGCACAGAACUCUAAUACACAUCUUCCAGGGUACCAGUGUUAUAAUGUAGAGUCUUAAUUUUCUUUGUAUGUACAACUCUUUUGCCUGUUGCUACCCCCACAGACUUGAAUAACACUUCAAAGUAAGAGGGAAAUGAGCAGAUUUAUUUUUGUUUUUGUUUUUUUGACUGCAGUGGUCACUAAACCCGAUUUUGAUAGAUUUUCUAUUAAAGAUCAGGCAGCUUUUUUAAUUGCACAAUGUUUUAACAAGGACAUUACACAGAAUUGGGUUCCCCCUCCCCCCCAGAAAAUUCUGUCACUUAUUUUAUUUGAAGUAGGACUGUUUAGCGAUAGGUCUUGCCAAUGCCCUUUUCAUUCUCCAUGGUCCUUGGAAUUUCUGAUAGUGCCUUAGCAUGGCUGAAAGAAAAGGGAUUAACAUUAACUAAAACAGUUUAGUGUGGAGUUUGGACCUCAGACAAGAUGCUGAGCCCUAUUCAAUUUGACUUCCACGUGUGCGUGCAAACUACGUACAACUGCAGGAGCGUAAGUGCAGAAAGGCCUGGCACUGUAAGCAAUAUAAUCUAUUGAUAUUUACCAAUACCGCCUUUGUAGUUAUUGUCUCUUAAGCUUUCAUUUAAAAUCCUAUUACUCGUUCAGUUUUCUACAGUUUAAGUUGCCUUAGCAGAUCAUGCACCAGUCUGUGUGCAGCUUUUUUAAAUUUUAAUCUGCGUUUCUUUCAAGCUGUGUGGGUUUUUUGGCUAUUUGUUGCUUGUGCUUUCUUUUUCUAGUCAUUUGUGGAAUAUAGUGAUAUAUUGUGUUAAUUUGGACAGUGACGGUUUUUUAAAACCAUAUACUGACUGAAACAUGAGCCAGAGCUGAUUGCUUUAUUAAGCUAAUAAUGAAUGUUAUAGAUUACAUAUUUCAGGAUCAUUCAUCUAGUGAGCAGUACACAUAUAGGCCAAUUAAAAAUAGAGCUUGGUCAGCCUCUAUACUUCACAUACUACAAGAUAUAGCACUUUCAAAAUGAACCUAAAUUUCUACCGAGACUUUCCUCUAUGUUAUGCCUUUUAUUUUUAAGACUUAUUAUAUUCAUUUCAAGUGCCAUUAGAUGAUAUAUAUAUGUAGGCCUUUGAUAUAUAAUGCUUUGUGUACAAAAAAUGGUAGAUGGUAUUUUAAACAGGUACAUUUUUACAGUGUUUUCUUAUCAAUUUGCUAUAUUGCACAGAAUCAGUGUGUGUCUUUUCAUAAGGUUUUACAAUGGUUUAUUUUUUUACAAGGUUUACGUAUCUCAAAGCACACUGUCUUCCCAGUCCAUACGUAAGUUAAAGAUACCAGUUCACCAAGUUGCUUCUAGCCUACUGAGAUCCAUGUGACACUGAAGGAGAUCUUUUCAAUGCUGAAUAUCCACCGUUAAUGAAGGCAGACGGUUUUUUUUUUUUUUCCUGACAAAUAAGUUCAGGAACUUGGUGAGUUUGUCUUAUUUUAUUCAUGCUAUCAGCAGCCAGCUCUACAGCACAAUAUAGCUCUAUUGUGUAGGCCUACAUAAAUACCUAAAUUGUGUUGUACUCACAGAGCACUCCUUUGAGAUUAAGCAAGAUAAUACCUUCGUAGCAAACACAGAUCACCAAUAAGCCUUUCUACAUUGUUAGGAGCCGCUGGGGAUGGAAGGCAGUGUCUUUUGAUGAGUUAUUGGUCUCUAAAGAUGACACAGGAUUGUUGCAGAUGUGUAAGACACUUCUCUACAUAAGCUUCAGUGGUACAGAUGAACCAGAAUGAAUGUCUGUCUUCUCAGAAGCCCUCCUUCAACAUUAUAUGGGAUCAUGCUGCUACUGUCACUUGGGAUACAACUCUUCAUGGUGCUACAAACUUCUGUCUCAUUCAGUUGUAUUUUUUUAAUCCAUAGGAAAAGGACUAUAUAGGUGUAAAGGUGUACAAUAUAUUUUUAUACUGUGACUUUAAAUUGUCAUUAACAAACUUUUACACCACCACAGUGUAUUCAUGUGCGCUUGCAAAAGGAGAUUUUGGAUGUGCAGAUGUUACCAGAACAAACCCAGCUUUUGUCCACAAAGUGACUGUAACUCAGAAUGGAAAGUGGGCUUGACAUAGGGUGUGGAGUGAAGAACAUGCUGUAAGUUACUAACAGCCCUUUGAAUUUAAAAAAACCUGGGAAUCCAUUAGAGAAAUGGAUUGUAUCAUGCCUGAACAUAAGCUGACUGCUGAUUUUUUUUUUAUUUUUAUUUUUAUUUUUUUUUUUUUUAGCUAAUGAAAAAGUGUUUGGGCUAGUACUCUAAAAAUGUUCUAAUGGUAAAGUUUUGAGUCAGAUAGAAAUGAAAAAAAAAUCUGCAUUCCAGACUGAUUUUGUAUAUUUUUAUUGCAUUUUAAAUUGCUAUUCUGUGAUAUUGGGAAAUCAAGUGGCUUAUCAUGUAUAUCAUGUACUUAAAAUGUAUUCACAAACUACUGUUGUAUUUGUAUAAAAUAUAGAUAAAGAG